Messenger RNA from Phlebotomus papatasi, 4055 nucleotides. RefSeq names its product zwei Ig domain protein zig-8-like. Lineage: Eukaryota; Metazoa; Arthropoda; Insecta; Diptera; Psychodidae. The coding region runs from base 771 to 1631 and encodes 286 amino acids. The transcript has 7 exons. Gene Ontology annotation, biological process: synapse organization. Gene Ontology annotation, cellular component: neuron projection membrane. The record is from RefSeq and is a predicted model, not a curated record.
CUGUGACUGACGACAGAGGAGUCAGUUGAGUCAUCGCCGGCGCCAAGAAAGCAUCCCUGAGAACACGGAGUUUCGGUGUGUUUUUUUACCUGUUACAAGUGCGGUACAGUUGGACAUACCACAGCGUGAUGUAACAUGCAGUGCGGCUGUUUCUUGUGUUUUUCUCGCAUGACACAGAAAGUAUUCUUGCCCGGGUGGGUGUGACACUUACAACAAUCAUUUUGACUACGAACAAGUUGCAACAGAGAAAUGCAAUUCACUUAUCCAUACUCCUUCCGUGAAAUUGUUCAAACGACCGGAAAUGCAGUGCAACAGUACAAAGUGAUUUAUGAUAUUCAUUCCGGUCAGCAAUUUAAGUGAUUUCCCUUUUGCAACUGGAAUACAAUUUUGUUUUCGGGGGAGGGACGAAAACUCCUACGGAAAAUUUCCUCGUCCCAUGGUCAAGAAUUUCUGCUUCGAGAAGCAUUUCCAUUGUGUUUUUAGUGCUGUGACAGAGAUAAUUCAACAUUGAAUGAUAUAUACAGUGUACUAAAAUACUCUCGAGAAAGAUUAAAGGUCUUUUUACCUUGUAGUGUUUUGCUUAAUCCUCAACAAAAGAGCUUCUGCAAAUUUCUCUGAAGACUGGCAAAGACUUCAUUUGUCCCCUAUUAUGGAUAUUUCCGCAUCUUGGAGGAAAAUCGAGGGGAGUUAGAGGUGAUAACAACAGUGUUUAACAGCAGUGGGAGUCUCGAUUUUUGUCUCUGAAAGACACUGAACAGAAAACCACCGAAAUGCUGUCUGAAGUGGGACAAUGCCUGAUCGUACUGAUGCUACUUUUCAAUACAGAUGCCAAUCCUACUGAAAGCCGCCCCGGCGACGAAGUGGAGGCUCACACAGGACCAUAUCUCAGUGAUCAUGAAAUCACAAAUGUGACUACACAGGUCGGUACACACGCGUAUCUGCCCUGCAAGUUGACAUUGCCUGGUCAAUUGCAGGUGAAACAAUUAGGCAACAAAUCCGUCUCAUGGGUCCGUGUCCGCGAUGACCACAUCCUCAGUGUGGACCGGAUGACUUUCAUCGCUGACGAACGCUUUCAGUCGCACUAUGUUGAGAGUACGAGCGUCUGGACGCUACAAAUCAAGUACGUUCAGGCACGCGAUGCCGGUGUGUACGAGUGCCAAGUCUCCACUGAGCCAAAGAUCAGUGCUCAAGUUCAUCUCAACGUUGUGGUACCGCGGACUGAAUUAGUGGGCGAUGCAGUUCGAUACGUGAAGGCAGGUAGCAAAGUUAUACUGAGAUGUUUAGUACGUGGAGCACUGGAGCCACCCUCGUAUAUCAUGUGGUUCUACGGCACCCAACAAAUCUACCAAGACAACAAGCGUGGCUUGAAAAUUCAGAUGGAACGUGAAUUCCUCGAUCCCGAAAUGGGCAAUCACACCACGGUGGGCUCUCUGAUUAUCAAUCCGGCACACAAACGUGAUUCAGGCAACUAUACAUGCAGCCCAUCCAGCAGUGAGGCCAUUACCAUAAUGCUGCAUGUCAUUAACGGUGAAUAUUCUGCAUCAGCUAUAACAUCAGCAUCCAGCAGGGGCAAAUACAGUGAUUUGAUUGCGGCGGCAAUCAUUAUAUCAGUGGCUAUGUUCAAGACGUGACAUCUUCUCGGAUUUACCGUGUGAAUCACCGUCUGCAUUUGAUAAAGUGAUACGUUUGGUUGUACAGUGGAUAGAUAAUUACCCACAGUAUUUCUCCUGUUAGCCACAUCCUGACCACAAGUUUCAACUGUGUUCAGUAUUUGCAGUCUUAACAUCUGGAUUACGAGUCUUUCGACAGGUGCUUCAGAAAUUUACGACAAAAACAUACUUGCGAUUACGGUGAGUGUUUGUGGCAAGCAGGAGGAAGCUAAAGAGCUGGAUAGAAGAGUUCUCAGAACUGCCUGGUGUCUAAGAAACACCAUGUUGUAUAAAAUACUAUCUAUUGUAUAUAAUGCAUAGACAAAAAAGUUAUAUAAUACAUGUACUAACACAAUUUAAUUCAGCAACAUAGAGAGGACUUUUUGGUUCGGAAAGACACAAAUCACAAUCUCCUGUGAAAUGGGAUACAUUAAAGUAUCUCUGAGGUGUUGCAUUUCAUUCCUCAUUCUCCAAAAUAACAUAUAACUCUCCUUCAAAAAAACUUACUGCAACCAAGGGGGUCAUAUCUGACAAUAUCGUAAAUCACAUUCUGCAAGUUAUUGAGAACAUUCCUCAGAAGAAUUUGUGACAAUCCUUUUUAAAUACGUAACUUAGAAAAUCAAAUUUCCCAGCGAGACCUUUUUAGCUUUUCAAGUAAAUUUCCAACAAAAAAUAGGCCACGCCUUCUCUAGUAAAUCUACUGAAAAAAGUAUAAAAUAAACUACGUCUCUAAUAUGAGUUGUGGAGAGAAAAGCUCAUUGUGUCUUCACUUUGUGAAACUAUGUGCUUUAAAUAAAGAAAAAGAAACAAGUAGAAAUGGAUAUAGUUUUAGACCACGCCUACUUCAGGAACAACGUUGUAGAAGAGGAUGUAAGAGUAAUUUUAGGCCACACCUUCUUCAGACACCACGUCCAACAAUUUUUUUUUAAAUCUGAAAUAACGUGGUACUACUCUAUUGAUAAAACUCGAAAUCACUUGUUUUCUUGAAAGAAAAUAAACCACGCCCUAAUAAAAAUUGUGCGAGAAACGAAUAAUGUUCGUUUUGCAGUAUGAUUUACAAGUUUUCCACAUUUUUCUUCCAAGAACGUACUUCCAAGAAUAUAGCGCAACAGUAGAAAAACAGUAGGUUUAGGUUGGGUACAAUUAAAUGAAAUGGACGUGGUUUAUAGGGUGUAGGAUUAUCACUGAUUUUCCUUUGCUUUUUCAUAAAAUUUUGGGGUUUUAAAUCAAAUUUAGCUAUUUUUUAAUAAACGAAAUCAGAAGCCGGAUUAAGAUUUAAGAUUUGUUUAUGGAUCGGUUAUGCCCUAGAAAUACUUACGACUUUAGCCGAGAAACGACUUAGUGGAACAUGAAAUUAUUCAAUCCCCAUUCUUCUGUUCUAUUUUAAUCUCUAAGGCGAAUUGGACACUAAUACAACAGCUGAAAAAUCCUCAGCUUCUUAGUGUCGAACCAAAGACCUAACAGUCAUAGAUACACUAUUCUAUCGACUGAUCCACUGAGGCCCCAGGAGCCGGAUUACUGGGAAAUAUUAACAAAUUUAGAAGCAUGGCUUACGUCAUUGAUAAAUAGGAGAAAAGGUCAAUUUUAAAGCUACCCAAAAACACAGGUACCCUAGUUUUCUCUACUAGGCUAUUUCUGGCAUUUUGCACACAAACUUGUUGUCUACAAUGUUUGACGAAAACUGACCGUUUAGAUGGUUAAUUUAUUAACCGGACGGAACUCCAACUCAGAACUAUGAGAGUCGAGUCAAGGGUCAUACCGCUCAAGAGCCGAACGCUCUUAUCGAUUGCACCAUCGACCUUUUUUUACAAUUAAUAAGUGUAGGAAAUAUUCGGCUACACCGUCGUAAAAGGGCGUGGCUUUUCCAUUUUUGUUAGAAUUUACUUUAAAAGCUAUUUUGCCGUAAAUAAAUUUAUUACUCUUUUUUUUUUAAUAAAAUGGAAAAGGAUUGCAAAAAGUUACGAAUUUACUGAAACUCAACAGAAAAUAUCGCAGGUGAUAAAAUUUUUGACUGAGAUAUGUCCCCCUUGAGUGCAAGUUUCGAGGAAUAAAGUGCUAACAUCGUGUCCUAUCAUUAUAAUAAAUGGUUCAACGGUGAUGACAUCAGUACACGGAAGCUCCUGACUAUUUUGCCCCUAUCUUUCCCGGGAGCUUUUAAAAUGCUGAAACAUCGUGCUGAUGCACCAAAAGCCCCUCGAUGAAUCUGAUGAAUCAUUGUGCAGAACAGAUUGCAAGGUGAAUUUUCUAAUGUUUUGGACAUGUUAAAAAGACAUUUUCAUCAUUACCCCCCAAAAUUGUACUGAAUUACCCAAUACACAAUGAAAAAAAAAACACUCAUGAAAGUUUAACUGGAUACAAUCCAAAAAUAAAUAACUAAGAUUUGUAAAUAAAGUGACAAGAAAUAUC